AACAUGGACUCUCUGCAUCUUCUGCUCUUUCUCGCGGUCGCCGCGCUCGCGGUGCAAGUUUCUCUUCAAGGGCCAGGCGAGCGCAGGCUGUUCAAGGACCUGAUGACUGACUACAACCCGCUGGAGAGACCAGUCUCCAACGACUCGCAGAAUCUCACCGUUGAAUUGGGCCUCAGCCUCAUACAGAUCAUAGAUGUGGAUGAGAAGAACCAGGUCUUGACAACCAGCAUUUGGCUCCAAAUGCAGUGGGAGGAUUCUUACCUCCGGUGGAAUGCAUCAGACUAUACAGGUGUGACCAAUAUUAGAUUUCCUCAAGAUCUCCUAUGGAAGCCAGACAUUCUGCUUUAUAACAGUGCUGAUGAAAACUUUGAUGCUACCUCCCACACCAAGAUUUUGGUCAAUACCUCUGGCAACUGUUUCCACUUACCUCCAGGGAUCCUCAAGAGCAGCUGCCGUAUGGAUUUGCGCUGGUUCCCCUUCGAUGUCCAGAAGUGUGAGCUCAAGUUCGGCUCCUGGACCUACGGCGGCUGGUCCGUGGACUUGAAGUUACUGCAGGCCGACACCUCAAGCUACAUCCCCAACGGAGAGUGGGAUCUCGUGGAGAUUAAAGGACAGAGGAACGAGCAUACAUACGUUUGCUGCGAGGAGCCGUACCCUGACAUUACCUACACCUUGGUGAUGAGGAGGCGAACCCUCUUCUACGGCCUCAACCUGCUGCUCCCGUGUGUCCUGAUCUCCACUCUGGCGCUGCUCGUCUUCCUCCUGCCCGCCGACUCUGGGGAAAAGAUCUCGCUGGGCAUUACGGUCCUCCUCUCCCUGGCUGUCUUCAUGCUCCUGGUUGCAGAGAUUAUGCCCGCCACAUCGGACUCGGUGCCUUUACUAGCUCAGUACUUUGCCACCAUCAUGGUCAUUGUUGGUCUCUCAAUAAUGGCCACAGUUGUGGUCUUACAAUAUCACCACCAUGACCCUGAUGGAGGCAAGAUGCCAAAGUGGACCCGCGUGAUCCUGCUGAACUGGUGCGCCUGGUUCCUGCGCAUGAAGCGCCCGGGUGAGGGGCGUCCGGGCCCGGCCCGUCACGACGAGGCCCCGCAGAACAGCGUGACCGGCGUGACCAGCGUGGAUCUCGGUGCCGGGGCCCCAGCCCCCCAAUCCACCAACGGCAAAUUGCUCUACGUCGGCAUCCGGGGCCUGGACAGCAUCAAGUACGCCGCCACCUCGCCCGACUCUGGGGUCCUCUGCGCUCGGCUGGCCGGGGGGGCGGGAGAGGAUGAGCUGCUCCUGCCCGCGGGUCACGGCUCUCCGGCGGGCAGCGUGGAGCCAGAGCUGGCCAAGAUCCUGGAGGAGGUGCGAUACAUCGCCAAGCGCUUCCGUCACCAAGACGAUGACAAGUCGGUGUGCAACGAGUGGAAAUUCGCCGCGUCCGUCAUCGACAGGCUUUGCCUCCUGGCUUUCUCCCUCUUCACUAUCCUCUUCACCAUCGGGAUCCUCAUGUCAGCACCCAACUUUGUGGAUGCCGUUUCCAAGGACUUUUCCACUUAAGGUCUUCAUCACAAAAAAAGAUAGGACACCAAUGUCUCCCAUCACAGAGUAACCAUUUGUAAUCUAAUGUGGCAGUAAAUUGUAUACAGUUACUGCGACUUCAGGCAAAUUGUAUCUACGGCAUAAAUACUAACAACUAAUUUAUGCCCAUUCGUUGCCUUUUAUAAUACACAGCCUUGUGGCAUAUUAAAGGAACAUUUUAACAUUUAAUUCUCUUGUACAAUUCUGAAAUAACCCAGAAAUACUGAUACUUUAAAGCAUUUUUUAAGUUGGGUAAUUUGAUAAUCUAGUACUAGAAUCUACUUGCAAUCUACGUGCAGUUGAGUGUGUUAUUGUUCAUUAUAAUGCGAUUAACAAAAUUCUAACAGUCUACUUAUUAUACAAAAAAAUUAGAAGCACAUAUAUCAUGUAUUAAAAUGUGUUUGUUGCAUCACAUGAACAUUUAUAUCUAUGUGAUGUUGUAAGUCGCCUUUUCAUAAAUACAAAUUAUAAAAGCAAAA
Gasterosteus aculeatus aculeatus (three-spined stickleback) is the source of this 2039-nucleotide messenger RNA. RefSeq names its product cholinergic receptor, nicotinic, alpha 7a (neuronal) (gene chrna7a). NCBI's taxonomy places the organism in Eukaryota, Metazoa, Chordata, Actinopteri, Perciformes, Gasterosteidae. Gene Ontology annotation, biological process: monoatomic ion transmembrane transport. Gene Ontology annotation, cellular component: postsynaptic membrane. Gene Ontology annotation, molecular function: transmembrane signaling receptor activity; acetylcholine-gated monoatomic cation-selective channel activity. The record is from RefSeq and is a predicted model, not a curated record.